AUGGAGCUCACCGACGACUUUCUCAAAUUGGACCGGAGAGGUGGGCUAGGUCAAAGUGUCCAGUACAGCGCUAUGGAUUUUUUUACCUCUAAUGCAGCAGAAUGUUUGAACUCUCAGUUGUGGUGGGCUAAGCGUUUACCAGUGUGCUCUUUACUUGAAUCAUUUCGCACACUUUUGGAGGAUUGGUUUGACGAGCGACGUACAGCGGCUGAAUCCAGAGAUCAUGUGUUGACGGUGUCUACUUUCAACAAGCUAUCUAAUUCUGUGCAAGCAAGUCUCCCUCUUACUGUUCGAGCCACCACCGGACUUGUAUAUAAAGUUGAAGAAGAUAAUCAACAAUAUCAAGUCGAUCUUCAGAAUUGGACUUGUGACUGUCGAGAGUUUGAUGAGGAUAAAAUUCCAUGCAAGCAAGCGGUCGCCGUUACAAGGUGGGCGGGCAAUGGUUUGUCUGUGUACGAUUUUGACACAAAUAUUUCAAACAAUAUGAGUUGA
Messenger RNA from Salvia miltiorrhiza (redroot sage), 492 nucleotides. RefSeq lists its product as uncharacterized. NCBI's taxonomy places the organism in Eukaryota, Viridiplantae, Streptophyta, Magnoliopsida, Lamiales, Lamiaceae. The transcript has 2 exons. Bases 1 to 492 code for a protein of 163 amino acids. The record is from RefSeq and is a predicted model, not a curated record. Gene Ontology annotation, molecular function: zinc ion binding.